GAUGCUUCUGUGGAAGGACACAAGAGUGAAGGGAAGCCAAGCACCUUUCUUCUGUAGAAAACCUUGCCAGCUGUUUCCGCCAUUUUAAAAUAAUUCUCCUGUUAUCCCAGAGCUGGUUUCCAAAGCUUCUUGAGACAGAGAAAUGCAGAGAGUUUUAGCAGCUGAAGACUUCUCCAAGCUGAAGAAAAAACAAGGCGACUAUCUCACAGCUCCAUUUGACCCACGUUUUCCAAACACCAACCAAACUCGUAAUUGUUACCAGAAUUAUUUGGAUUAUUACCGAUGUGUGAAGAUUAUGAACGCCAAAGGAAAGGACAUUGCAGUAUGUGAGUGGUACCGCAGGGUCUACAAGUCCCUAUGUCCCAUUUCUUGGGUAAAACGCUGGGAUGAGCAACGUGAACAGGGAACUUUUGCUGGCAAGAUAUGAAUCUCCAACUCCCCUUCAUCUAAAAUGGCAAUACCCUUGGAAAGUCCUCACAAUGGCUAUUCUUACAACCCCAUCUAGAUUGAUCAAUCAAGCUGUGAAUUGUAUCAGCAGAUUGAAUUAUUCAGAUAUUUUUGUGAACUUAUAAAAACCUACCAAUAAAAAUAAGAAGAAUUUGUACAGAAAA
Molecule: messenger RNA, 611 nt
Organism: Anolis carolinensis (green anole)
Lineage: Eukaryota; Metazoa; Chordata; Lepidosauria; Squamata; Anolidae
Product: cytochrome c oxidase subunit 6B1
Exons: 4
Coding region: 143-427 (94 amino acids)
Cellular component (GO): respiratory chain complex IV; mitochondrion
Source: RefSeq, a predicted model, not a curated record